AUGGCUGGCAAACCCCUUGUACUUGUCACUGGUGCCUCUGGUAAUAUUGGAGCUGCUACAGUUAGUGUCCUGGCUGAAAAGUAUGCUGAUAAAGUAGAGAUAAGAGCUGGUGCACGCAAUCCAGACAAAAUCCCAGCAAGGCCUAAUGUCACCGUUGUUAAAGCAGUAUUGGGUGACAAGGAUCAGCUCAAAGAGCCUCUCAAAGGUGUCGACGUUCUUUAUAUCGUCACUCCAGGGGCUGAAGACAGAGCCUCAUUGACCAUUAGGACAGCAGAAGCCGCUAAGGAAGCUGGGGUGAAGUUCAUUCUGGUUGUCAGUGUCCCAACUGUGAUUCUCCCUGACACCAUAUUUGGCAAACAGUUAAGUGAAAUUGAAGACAAGGUCUCGAAACUUGGAAUUCCCUACUCUUUCCUGCGUCUACCCAUGUUUGUGGAAAACAUCUGGGGAAGCAAAGACACCAUUGUCAGUCAAUCAGCUUUUUAUGCUCCCCAAUCUCCCGAUAAACCAGCAAUUUACAUCGCUGUUGAAGAUGCUGCUAAAGCUGGUGCAGCAAUCCUAGCCAAUUACUCUAAACACAAUGGAAAGGGAUACACCAUACAGAGCGACCGUUACGCUAAUGCAGAGCUAGCAGCUGCCUUCACUGAAGCAUUGGGAAAAGAAGUCAAAUUUGUUCAAGUUCCGCCUGAGGCAGCAAAGCAAGCAAUGGUGGGGAAGGGCUGGCCUGAAUGGCAAGUUGAUGGAAUACUUGAGCUACUGAAACUGAUAGAAGAAGGUGCUCCAGUCCUCACUGCAGGAGAUGAUGGCCAGGCCCUUAAAUCUCUGACCGGAGAAGAGCCAACCUCAAUGAAGGCAUGGGUCACCAAGAAUGCUCCCGGCUUCAAAUAA
This is a messenger RNA of Amphimedon queenslandica, 885 nucleotides long. Its product is annotated as NAD(P)H azoreductase-like. NCBI's taxonomy places the organism in Eukaryota, Metazoa, Porifera, Demospongiae, Haplosclerida, Niphatidae. The transcript has a single exon. Bases 1 to 885 code for a protein of 294 amino acids. The record is from RefSeq and is a predicted model, not a curated record.